AUGAGUGCCGCAGUUCAAGAUUUUCCAAAGGACGCUGGUCGCGCUCCUACUACACGCCCUUCCAUGGGCGACCAAAAGCUGACCGAUGCCAAGGGACCUUCCAUCGCACCCGACAAUGCGUGCGACGAACCCUCGCCAUUCGCACCAGGCGGAUUCGGCCACAAGGCCAUCGGCAAGGACCCUGUCACUGGCGAAGGCUACGACAAGGUCUACGGUGUUCGACCCAAGACUACCUGGCACCUGAAGCCCAAAAACGAGCGAACCUUGUGGGAGUUCAUCGCCGGUAUGGACAUUGCACCUGACGUCUGCUACGCCAAGCGUGGCACCGACGAGAAGCUUCGUGGUCCGCCUCCUACACAGCCCAUCUGGAAGGAGAACGUCUUCAUUCUAUCCACGGCUUCCCUCGCACCAUUGCUCCACACCGGCUGGAACGCCGCCUUCCCCAACCACACUAUGCACUGGGCUCCCGCCUGGGUCAUGUACCACACCUGCUUCAUCCUGUUCGCUGUCCGCAUGAUCAAGCGUCUUCACAAGUACAUGGCUGAGUACGGCACCCUCGACGAGCAGAACCGUGGUCGUGACCUCGUCGACGACAAGCACGUCAACCACCUCGGCCAGUCCAUCUUCAUCUACACCAUCUUCCGUACCCUCGCCCCCUUCCUGCUCGCCUGGCGCGGCGACAUGAACAACAUCUGGUCCGGCCUUUCCUGGGCCACUCCCCUCAAGAUCGGGUGGUGGGAGAUCGCUCUCGACUACUGGUUCUACCUCUACCACCGUUCUUGCCACGAGUUUGACAGCCUCUGGUUCAUCCACAGACAACAUCAUGCGACCAAGCACCCGACGCCAAUCCUGUCGAUCUUGGCUGAUGACUACCAGGAGGUGCUCGAAAUCUUCGUCGUUCCAUUCCUUGCCACCGCGAUUUCGCCCAAGAUGAGCUUUAUCGAGAUGUGGCUCGUUGUUUGCUACACCUUGUACGUCGAGGCUCUUGGACACUCGGGUAUCCGCGCUUAUUGGGCUCACCCCAUCCUCGGCCGCGUUCUGCAGCCCUUCGGUAUGGAGUUGACCGUCGAGGACCACUCCAACCACCACUUGUACGGAAAAGCUGGUAUGAACUACGGAAAGCAGACCCGUGUCUGGGACCGUAUCUUCGGUACCGUCGACCCUAGGCGAGAGACCCAGGAGGCCGGUAUCUUCGGCUCGUAA
Pseudozyma hubeiensis SY62 is the source of this 1203-nucleotide messenger RNA. RefSeq names its product C4-methylsterol oxidase. Gene Ontology annotation, biological process: ergosterol biosynthetic process. Gene Ontology annotation, molecular function: iron ion binding; C-4 methylsterol oxidase activity. The transcript has a single exon. The record is from RefSeq and is a predicted model, not a curated record. NCBI's taxonomy places the organism in Eukaryota, Fungi, Basidiomycota, Ustilaginomycetes, Ustilaginales, Ustilaginaceae. The coding region runs from base 1 to 1203 and encodes 400 amino acids.